AUGGAGGCGGCGGCGCUGGCGCGGGAGGGCGGCGGCCCGGGCCCCCCGCCCCACGAGCCCAUCAGCUUCGGGAUCGACCAGAUCCUCGGUGGCCCCGAGCCCGCGGGCCCGGCCCGGGCGGCGGAGCCCGACUACGGGCUCUACGGCGGCGGUUACGGCCCCGCCUGCUCGCUCGGCUCCUACAACCUCAACAUGAGCAUGAACGUGAGCGUCAACGUGACCCCCGCGCCCGCCGCGCCGCCCGCCGGGGUCAUCCGAGUCCCGGCGCACCGGCCCGCGCCCGCCCCGCCGCCCGCCGCGCCGCCGCCGGUGCCGGGGCUCUCGGGGCUCACCUUCCCCUGGAUGGAGACGACGCGGCGCAUCGCCAAGGACCGGCUCUCAGCCGCGCUGGCCCCGUUCACCGCCACCCGCCGCAUCGGGCACCCGUACCAGAACCGGACGCCGCCCAAGCGCAAGAAGCCGCGCACGUCCUUCAGCCGCGGGCAGAUCUGUGAGCUGGAGAAGCGCUUCCACCGCCAGAAGUACCUGGCCUCGGCCGAGCGCGCCACCCUGGCCAAGGCCCUGAAGAUGACGGACGCUCAGGUCAAGACCUGGUUCCAGAACCGGCGCACCAAGUGGAGGAGGCAGACGGCGGAGGAGCGCGAGGCAGAGCGCCAGCAGGCCAACCGCCUGAUGCUGCACCUCCAGCAAGAGGCCUUCCAGAAGAGCCUGAGCCAGCCACUGCCCCAGGACCCGCUCUGCAUGCACAACUCCUCCCUCUAUGCCCUGCAGAACCUGCAGCCCUGGGCCGAGGACAACAAGGUGACGUCCGUCUCGGGGGUGGCCUCCAUGGUGUGAGGACCGGAGGUGGGAGCCAGGGGGCUGAGACUGGUGCCUCCAGCCUGCAGCAGGGAUGGGGCUGCUGCUUGCGGACCCCCAACCAUUGGCAGCCCCAGCCCCACCAUGGCCCCCCUGUAACCACCCCACAGCUCCGGUUGGGGAAGGUGCUGCUGUGGUUUGACUCAAGCCUGUCUGGAUCCCCAUUGUGGGACCCCCUGGGGAACCCAGGGCUGGGCCCCCCCCACCUCUGCAAGCCUCGAACCCCCCCCACCAGAGGCCCCUGUUCCUCGGGGGGUCCCACUCAGGACCUCCUGCCCACCCAUCAGCAGCUCUCGUGCCUGGACCAGACUCGGCUCCCCCCAGGGUAGCUGCAGUCCCCAUGCCACAGGGAUUGGGACCCCCCCCUUUCUGAGUGCUGGGUCCCCCUCUGCCCUUGCCAGCAGCCGCAGUGGGUCUGUAGCACCUGCACACCUUUGCCUUAUCCCGGUUGGAGUUUAGCAUCUCUGGAUGCUGAACCCGGGCCCAUGGCCCCCAGCAGUGGGGCAGACUGACGGACAGGCCUGUGACCCCCGGGUGCUCCCGGUUCCCUGCACCCACCAGUUUGCAGCCCUGGGUCUGGACGUGCCCUCACAGCACCCUGCGAUGGACUCGGGGCGGCCAAGGAUCGCACCAGCCCCACUUUGGACCUCCUUCGCUCACCCCACACGGCCUGAUUGUGGGGAGCCAGGGGCUCUGCUGGGGGCUACCCCCCCCUUCCUCCACCAAAUAGCCCCCCCUUCCCCGGGGACCCCCUGAGUGUCACCCACCUUUACCAGGGACCCCCCCCCUGCCCUGUUCCC
This is a messenger RNA of Pezoporus flaviventris, 1658 nucleotides long. RefSeq names its product T cell leukemia homeobox 2 (gene TLX2). Gene Ontology annotation, cellular component: nucleus. The record is from RefSeq and is a predicted model, not a curated record. Bases 1 to 837 code for a protein of 278 amino acids. Gene Ontology annotation, molecular function: RNA polymerase II cis-regulatory region sequence-specific DNA binding; DNA-binding transcription factor activity, RNA polymerase II-specific. Gene Ontology annotation, biological process: animal organ development; regulation of transcription by RNA polymerase II. The transcript has 3 exons. Lineage: Eukaryota; Metazoa; Chordata; Aves; Psittaciformes; Psittacidae.